Uncinocarpus reesii 1704 is the source of this 1008-nucleotide messenger RNA. RefSeq lists its product as uncharacterized. Lineage: Eukaryota; Fungi; Ascomycota; Eurotiomycetes; Onygenales; Onygenaceae. The transcript has a single exon. The record is from RefSeq and is a predicted model, not a curated record. Gene Ontology annotation, molecular function: RNA polymerase II CTD heptapeptide repeat phosphatase activity; RNA polymerase core enzyme binding. Gene Ontology annotation, cellular component: cytoplasm; nucleus. Bases 1 to 1008 code for a protein of 335 amino acids.
AUGGACCCGUCUAUCGAUUCUUCCUCAACAAGUUCAACGCGCAAAACCUCCAUCCCUGCUGUUCAUGCUUGCUCAAACACCGCGCCGGGCUCCAUGAGUUACACCCCACCGCGGGGCAGUUCGCCAAAUCCACGCCAUUUGGCCAUCGCCCUUCAUCAUGCUCGUAACAUCCAAGCUCGAAAAGACACAGAAGCAGCCAUUCUUUCUCGCAUUGAGCAUUUGAUGACCCUUCCCGCCGCCUCUGAUGCGAAUCCCGCUUCUCCUUCUGAGGAAGAUGCGUCUACUUUCAAAACUGCGCUGGUUCCGUUCCAGCCUUCAGACUACGAUAAUUUGAUCCUGGAAAGGAAUAUCGAUGGCAGAUGUGGAUAUACGUUAUGCCCUAGAGACCAUCGAAGAGAGGACACGAAAGCGAAAUUUCGCAUCAUAUGGGGUCCAAAGGGAAGUGGACCAGGCGGGAGAGGAAAAGAGAUGAAAGUUGUGCCCAAGGAACAGCUGGAAAAAUGGUGUUCCGAUGAGUGUGCCGAGCGAGCUCUCUACGUUCGCGUCCAGUUAAGCGAAGAACCGGCCUGGGAGAGGGUAGGCAAGAAGAACGUGGAUCUUGUAUUGCUGGAGGAGGGAAGGCAGGGUGGUCAGGGGAAGGGAAAGCAACAUUCUCCCAAAAUGACACUUCUGGAACAUCAGCUUCGAAGGCUUGAAGUUGGACCUUCAGCAGGACAGGAACAAUCUCUCAGCUCUCGGUUUGGCAAAUUAGCUAUGAAUGAUGAAGACUCCUUGAAAUUACUGGCAAUGGAAAGGGGAGAUUCCCUAGCGAUCGCGAAGAACGAAACUGGAGUUCAGGUAAACAUUCUAGAAAAGGACACAGCUCCAGCACCAGCGCCGACUCUGCAGGCAAAUAACAUGCAAGGAGGCUCCAUUGAAGGGUUCGACCCUCAAUUACACGCGGAUUUACCCUCAGCUUCAACAUCCAAUGUCGAUGGCCGAUUGGAGAACGAAAACAUGCUCUUUUAG